CCCUCAACCAUGGGGAACAAGAAGUAAUGCCUGGGAGAAAAAAAAAAUGUGGAUAUUCGUGUCAAAUGUUUUCAUUAUUUUGUUUUAUUAUUGCAGGUAAAAUGGGGCAGAGCUGGUGGAUCUUGACUUUGGGUUCCAAUCAAAAGAAACAGUGAAGACGCCAAGGAGGGUAUAAUCGUAAUUCCACAUCACGGGUCCCGUACCAUUAAGAGAGAGAGAGGAGAGAGAAAGAGGAGGGAGGGGCAUCACCAUCAAAGCAGGCAGGCAGCCUUCAGAAGAAGACCCAGUCCCUAAAAACAAGCUACUCUACCAACAACUUCAAAUUCAGAAAACUCUCUCUCUACUUUAUAUUUUUUUUUUAUCCCUCAUACUUUCUCUCUCUAGAAAUAAAAACUUAUCAAAGAUUCAAGAAUCCAAGAGUCCAGCUUUCCUCUGUCCACCACUCCACCUAUAAUGUCUAUACAUCAUAUUAUAUAUGUAUCUACGUCUUUAUUCUUACACAUACACACUCAGAAAGACAGCAAAGAGAGAGAGAGAAUAAAUAAAUUAGUGUGUGUGAAUGUGUAGAGAGAGAAAGUGAGAGGUGGCUCUUCACAUUACAAACAUCACACACAGAAAAAAAAAAAAGCAGAUAUGGCUUUUGUGCCACAACUGCCCUUCAUCAUCAAACAAACAACUACGUUUGUUUUUUUGGUUGCCCGAAUUAUGUGGGCUUUUUCGGCCCUUUGUCUUGGUCAGAGUUUUCUUCCCACAGGGAAACAAAGAAAAGAAAGAAAGAAAAGAAAGAACCUUCCCCCCCACCCUCUCUCUCUCUCUAUUUUCUCUCUCUAUUUUACUGCCCUCUCUCUCUCUCUAUCUCCCUCCCCUAUUAUAUCUUCUCUCUAUCUCUCUACAUACAAAUAACAAACCCACCUUUCUUUAUUGCUUGCCCAUCUCUCUGUCUCCUAUUUCUUAUCUUUUACCCUAAUUUUCAUUAUUCUUGCUUCUCUCCAUAGAAAUUUCUGCCGCUCGAUCUGUUUCAAGAUCGCAACUUUUUUGUGGGGUUUGUAUUAGGGUUGUGGUAUUAUGUCGAAGAGGAGGAAUAAGGCGGUGGUUUUGGAUUCAGCGCCGCCGUCUUACGGCGGCGGCGGUGGUGGUGGUAUGUACGAGGAUUCGAGGGCCAGGCUGAAACAUCAGACUCUUAUGCAAGAAUAUCAAGAGUUGCAAAAGGAAGUUAAUGGUAUGAAAAGUAAAUUGGAGGCAGGAAAACAGAGGAAGAUGAUGCUUGCUGCUGAAGUUCGGUUUUUGCGAAGAAGAUAUCAGCACUUUGUGGAAUCGAGGAAUAUGAUCAAUUCGUCGGAAAAGGAAAAAAAUCUACAACGACCGAAACCGAUUAAGCAAACAGUGAACAGAAAAGAAGUGGGCCAUACUAGACUAUCCCAAGUUCCCGAGCCUAAACCUAAGAGGAAACGUGUUACUAGUAGAGGAGAAACUUCGACUAAGAAAACAAAACCAGUUCUUGAUACAUCUUUGAGGAAUUCCGUUGUAGCUUUCGAUCUGAACCAGGAUAGUUAUAACAGUGGAUGCGGUAAAGAAGCGUCUUUUCCCAGCCGAGCUCCUAUUUUCGACUUGAACGAAAUCUCGACGGGAGAUGAGGAUUUCCAGAGUAACGUUGAAGCAGUGAAGAAAACGAGAAGCACAAACGAAGAGGUGCAGAAUGAUUUAAUGCUUUCGAUAUGUAGAAAUGGCGGUGAAGUAGUGCCUUCGUCUCGUGUUGGGAAGAGGAAAAUUUCGUGGCAGGAUCCUGUUGCAUUGAGAGUUUGAAGCCCUAACAACUUUCGUAUGUAGAGUAUCUAGUGUUCUUAUAUAUAAUAUUUUUUUUUCAAUUAGUUGUAUACAAACUUAUGUGUUAGAAACCAUCAAACGGCUGUAAUAAGUCAUGAACAUAACGUAACUAUUUUUUUUUUUUUCGAGCUUUCGGCGUGAAGUUUGCUAACUUCUGUCGCUUGUAGAAGAAGAUGUAAAGACAGAAGCAAUUUUGUUAUAACAAGUUAUUUGUAUUGUA
Erythranthe guttata (spotted monkey flower) is the source of this 2044-nucleotide messenger RNA. Its product is annotated as ribosomal RNA small subunit methyltransferase G. NCBI's taxonomy places the organism in Eukaryota, Viridiplantae, Streptophyta, Magnoliopsida, Lamiales, Phrymaceae. The record is from RefSeq and is a predicted model, not a curated record.